CGUUUACAAUGUGCGCAACGCUGUUCCGAUAAUAGCUUCGAGCGUGGUAUUCAGCCGGUUGCACGAACAACCGUUCGGACUUCAUGAAUCCUGUCUUCGUAUUCACGUUUGUUUUUCAUUCUCCCAAAUAUUUAGCUUAGGUCGCAAACUGCGUAUCCUUACGAAAAUAGAUCGAAAACAACGAACGUCCCAGAAGUUUGCUCGAACACCCACUACAGUGCAUUCUGUGUUUUCGAAAAGCUUUUUGAACUGGACAACAUGGCGGGACCCGAAGGUGCCAGCCCGGUGACUAAAGCACAGCCGCCAAGUUUCUUGUGGUCCACGGUUGCACCACUCUUUAUGAUUUUGGGCAUGCCCUGUACGCUCAUGUGCGCCGUCUCCCUUGCCAUCACGCUCAAGUCGUCUUCCACCCUCGCCUUCAAAUGGGGAUUCGAUCGAUUCGUUUACAAUGCCUGCACGUGCUACGGCUUCGGCACAUUGGAGGCCUGGACGUUCGCGGUCGCCUUCAUCCUCUACAGCGCCCUCUCGAUUCUGCUGCUCGACGGCAAGGCGUACCGCGGCCCACCGACGUCCUCGGGAUACAGGCCCGUCUACCGAAACUCCGGAUUCACUUACUACGUCCUGUCGUUGUUGAUCACUGGCUACCUUCUUCUAGAGAAUGACUUUCCGGGAUACGCGAUUUACAGGAGCAUACCGUCCCUGGUCGCGGUCCUCGCCAUCGUGGGCUUCGCCAUUUCGACGCUCCUGUACAUCAAGGGACUGACCAGUCCUUCUCCCGGGGAACACGGUUCUUCCGGAAAUGUCGUGUUCGACUUCUUCUGGGGACUCGAGCUAUACCCUCGCAUCGGCAAGAGGUUCGACAUCAAGCUGUGGACGAACAGCCGAUUCGGAAUGAUGCUAUGGCAACUGCUCGUGCUCAUCUGCUGGAAGGCCCGCGUGGAGAUCGCUGGUUGGAGCUGGGCGAUGGCGGCCACGUCUUUCCUGCAGACUGCGCACGCGGCUAAGUUCUUUUGGCGCGAGGAUCGUUACGUGCAGUUUACGGGCGUCGUUGUGGACAGGUCAGGAUUCUACCUAUCCUUCGGUUACAUGGCCUUCAUGGGCCCGAUAUACGCCAUUCCGAACUUCUACAUGGUGGAACACUGCCCCGACAUGAGUCCAGUGGUGGCAAUUCUAGUAACGUCCUUAGGACUGGUUCUCAGCAUCUUGCACACCUGGUGCGACCGCCAGAGGCAGUUGGUCAAGGACACUCAGGGCGACUGCAUCCCGUGGCAAUCUCCGGCGAAAGUGAUUAGGGCAUCGUACCGGGACAGUGCUGAACACGAAACAACAGACCUGCUGCCACUGUUGGGAUUCUGGUCGAUUUGCCGCAGGCCCGACUACGUACUCGAGAUCCUCAUUCACCUAUGCUGGGCGCUACCAGCAGGAGGGAAAAGCGUGGUGCCCUACAUGAGCGCAAUUUUGCACGCUUGCAUUUUGGCUUUCGAGGCGUACCGCUUUGAAGACCUGUGCACCAAGAAGUACGGUCAGAAAUGGAAGCAGUACUGUUCCAUCGUCAAGUAUAAGAUGAUACCUUACGUAUACUGAAUCGUCGAAGGUCAUAAAGACCUGUAUUAAUAGGUUUCUUUAUGUUCAGCUGGUUUCAUGAAGAUAAAAAGAAUAGGAAUUGAGGGCCUCUUUAACAGUAUAUGAACAUGAGCUUAUUGGAGCAUAAUUAUAGUAGAAAACGGUGCAAUACGGUGGACAGAAAAAAGACCAAACAGGAACAGCGCUGACUACCAACAGGUGUGUUUACAAUUGCUGCACAAAUAUAAACAUUUUCUGGAACGGCAAUGACGGAGAAGAGAGAAGAAUUAGUUCUAACUCAUGUGCAGAUACCCUGAUUUGUUAAAUAUGGUGGAACUCUCAACUACAAAGAUAUGAUAGAAGGGGAGCUGAUACAUAGGAGAGUAGCUCUGUAUUAUUAUUCUGUAGUUCAUUCGAAACUAUACCUCCAACUUCGCAAGUCUUCUCUCAUUCGGUCAAGGAUGACACUUUAUAAUUACGUUAAAGGCUAUGAAGGUGAGCGCCAGUACUUUUACCCACCUAACACAGAAAAAUGAAGCAGGGAAGGUCUGUUUAUUAUUUUUGUUUUAGUAAUUUUCACCUGUUAGAAACAGUUCAAUGCUAAUCUGUUUCCUUCACAUUAAGCUUCGUAGAAUCAACGUUUUGGUUUCAUUUUGAAUUGACUCGUACAGUGCAAAAUACGAGACGGAAGAUAAACAUACGCGCAAAGCACACUUUUGCUAUCUGCAAUGUUUUGACAUUGUUUUUUUCUUUGCACCCAACAUUUUGUGUCAUAAAUGUUUGUUUGUUGGAAACAUGACCCUGCUUUGUCGAAUAUUUGCAGAGAUUGUGCGAAGGCAGUUUUAGCGAACAUGCUUGACGUUUUGUCUUAUAUCUGUGGUGAGCCAAGCCUUAGUACGGACUUCGAAUGCUUUCAAGGCUCUUCAUUGUCAUGUUCAACUGAGAUAUAUAAGCUACGGUGCUGCUUGCAGAUUAAGUUAUAAAAAAAGAAUGUGUACCUUCCUACCCAACACAUUAGAGGAGACCAUGCCAUGUCCCCGAUGGUUUUGACACACCGCAUCAUUUGGAAAUCUGAAGAUCACUCAUUUCUUGCGUGUCCAUGUGUGUCUACUGUUAUCAACAGGUGCAGCCAAACGCGAAGCAUCUUGUAAUAUAGAGGUGCCCUGGUCGUCACACAGUCAAAUACACUAAGAUGCCGCUCCGUCUAGCAACAACGGCAUUUACUAUAAUCUCACUAGCUUCAUUAAUGGAAAAUAAAUGUUGUCUUAGAAAGCAGUAGAUUGCGCACGAAACCAGCAAUCGCAUGCACUUGCUACUUAUACACACCUUAAGGAAUGUGUGUCAUGACACUCGAAUAAGUACACAAAGCUGGCCUGCUGCUUCAACUUGUAAUAUUUUGAGUGCCCACACUUUUCGCUUAAUGCGAUGGCCUACACACUAUGACUGCUGUAUUUCCUAGCGAGCAGCAGACCAACGAAAGGACGCAACUGCUUCCAGUGUUCCUGAUGCAUUGCGAUUAAGCAUGAUUUACACAUACGUACAUCCAGAUGUAGUAGAAUAAGUGCGGAAAGUAUAAAAAAUAUCAAAACAUGUUUUUUUUAACAUCAUCAGAAGUUUUCCAUGCAUGCUCUUUUCUUGAAGUUAGCAUGAUUAUAUCUUUUUAUUGAAAAGUGAUAUUAUUAUAAGCCCUGGCAGUUUUAUAAGUAAGCGUGUUGAAAAAGCGAUGUGCAAUUUUGCCGCUCUCCCGUAGGCGCUUUUGUGAAAUAAAAGCCUGAAAUCUAGGCAGGAAAACGUG
Rhipicephalus microplus (southern cattle tick) is the source of this 3358-nucleotide messenger RNA. RefSeq lists its product as uncharacterized. Lineage: Eukaryota; Metazoa; Arthropoda; Arachnida; Ixodida; Ixodidae. Gene Ontology annotation, cellular component: endoplasmic reticulum membrane. Gene Ontology annotation, molecular function: 7-dehydrocholesterol reductase activity. The record is from RefSeq and is a predicted model, not a curated record. Gene Ontology annotation, biological process: brassinosteroid biosynthetic process; cholesterol biosynthetic process.